Phalacrocorax carbo (great cormorant) is the source of this 1278-nucleotide messenger RNA. The record is from RefSeq and is a predicted model, not a curated record. Lineage: Eukaryota; Metazoa; Chordata; Aves; Suliformes; Phalacrocoracidae.
GCCCGCCCCCCCCCGCCCGCCUCCCGCGGGCGCGCAUGUGCCCGCAGCUCCGCUCCGUUCUCCCGGGAGCUCCGCGGUACCGCAGCCGAGACCUCCCCCUGGGACCGGGCUGAGCCGAGCCUGGCUAAGCCGAGCAUAACCGGGCCGGGCCAUGGCCCCGCCGUGCGCCGGGGCGCUGCGCUGCGCGCUGCUCUGCGCGCUACUGUGCGCGCAGGGACCCGCUCCCACCCGCGCAGCUUUGGCAGGAGAGUGCGGCGAGCUGAGGUCCUGCGAGGCAUGCACGGCCGGCACUGCCCUACACAACACCACUGGCUGCGUCUGGGUGGGCUGCGGGACCCCCGAGGAGCCAGAGACAGGGACCUGUGUGCAGAAAGGGGCAGCAGCGCGGGAGACCUGUGCGCUCUACAACACCAGCACCCUGUGUCGAGUGCCUCUGGCAGCGCUGAAGUCCCCCACCGAAGAGCCGCCACAGUCCCAUAGCAAGGAGCCGGCGACGCACUCCCCAAGGACCACCACCACCAGUGCCCCGUUGACAGGCAGCCCUGAGUUUCACCCGCCUGGCUUUGACACGGCCAGCUUCAUCGGCGGCAUCGUGCUGGUGCUGAGCAUCCAAGCCGUGGUCUUCUUCAUCAUCAAGUUCAUCAAGUCGAAGGACAGCACCUACCAAACGCUGAUCUGAGGCUGCUGCGUGCCCCGGGCUGGGGAGAUGCUGCCCUCGUCCUCUUCAGGGCAGGUAGAGAAGAGGCCAGCGCUGCCGGCAUCCCUGCCCGCUGCCGGUGUCCCUGCCUGGUGACAGCGUCCCUCCCCGCUGCCGGACCCUCCGUGUGCUCCCCAGCCGCAGGGCCCCUGCCCACACCACAACUAUGCAAAGCUGGCUCUGCCCCAGGCUGCCCUCUCUGCCCCGUGGGGGGGACACCAGGGUAGGACACGUCACCCAGGCCUGACCCCUCUCCCCAGCACGGCUGGGGUGCUCUGAGGGGUUUGCACCCAGUGUGGCCACUGUCACACCUUCUGGCCGCUCCUCGGAGGGGUGCAGCUGGGCGUGGGGGUACCAUCCAGCCCUGAACCCCAGCCUUGGGGUGCCCCACACACACCCUCUGUGCUUGCCAGGAUCCCGGAGGACCCAGGGCACCCCAGGGGUCAGAGGACACAUGGCCACAGCUGGCAGCAGUAUGGCCCUAUGCCAGCCAAGCCCCCAGCCCCAUGGUGGGCAGAGCCCGAGCUGGCACCGGGUGGGGAUGGAGAGGGACAGAGACUCAAUAAAGGAUUUUCCUCCUA